This is a messenger RNA of Vavraia culicis subsp. floridensis, 1567 nucleotides long. RefSeq lists its product as uncharacterized. The transcript has a single exon. NCBI's taxonomy places the organism in Eukaryota, Fungi, Microsporidia, Pleistophoridae. The coding region runs from base 93 to 1385 and encodes 430 amino acids. Gene Ontology annotation, molecular function: nucleic acid binding; ATP binding. The record is from RefSeq and is a predicted model, not a curated record.
UGUGCUGUGUAAUUCAACAGGUAACACAACCGUUUAGAUUAACCCGCCGCUGUCGCGCGAAUAAAAUUUUGGUAGUCCGUUUCCGCACCCCAAUGGACCAGUUUAACGGAGAAAUCGCACAAGUACUGCGCAAAAACAAAAUAACAGCACUAACACCGAUACAAGCACUCACAGCACCAUAUUCGAAGCGGAAGAACAAUAUAGUAGGGAUAUCACGCACGGGUACAGGCAAAACUCUUGCAUACAUUCUUCCAGCACUGCACCGUUUACUAAAACACAAGAAACGUAACUAUGUGCUGAUAAUAGCGCCAACAAAGGAUCUUGUUGUGCAGAUUGUGGCACUGCUGAAAAUGUUUGGUCCGCUGGGACUGAGAACCGCCUCACUUACUGGCCAGAACGAAGUAAGCGAUUCACACUUUAUUGUUGGCACACCGGGAGCGGUGAGAAAGGUGAUAAAGAAUGUAAAGGGCAUCAAAGUACUGGUGAUGGAUGAGGUUGACAAGCUGUUUGGCAAGGAUUAUGAGAGGGACAUGACAAAAAUUUUAAAGUCAAUUGGCGUGUUGAGUAUUAAAGCAGGUGCUGAGUUAGAGGGAAGGACCGAUGACGAGCGAAAGACUGUGAAACGUAAGAAAGGCACAGAGAGUGCUGAUAACAAGGAAAACAUUGCAAGAAUAAAAGAAAACUGCACAACAACGAAAAAAAGCGAAGUGCAGAUGAUGCUGUUCACAGCAACGUACGAUGAAACACUCGUGAAGCAGUAUUUGGAUGUUACCUCUUUUGAGGUGCUUGAGGUGAAGGACAGGAACGAUAAAAUAGUGCACCACUACGUCUUUACACCGUACAAGCAUAGAAUACACCAUCUCUACGAGCUGUGCACAAACCUUUCCAAGUGCAUCAUCUUCGUGUCGCGGAUAUUCUACACGUAUUUAUUGUCGAACCUUCUCAAGGAACUGAACUUCAACGUAUGCUUCAUAAACGGAAGAAUCCCACAAAAAGAGAAGAACGCGGUUAUCGAAGGCUUCAAAAACAACGAUUACAGCAUCCUGGUCACCACGGAUAUGCUGUCCCGUGGUAUAGACAUACCCGCGGUGGACAACAUAAUCAACUUUGAUUUGCCGGUGAGCAGGAAGGAAUACAUCCACAGAGUAGGAAGAACGGCACGUAUGAGCGCAAAUGGUCGAUCUUUUAGCGUGGUAACGCAGUACGAUCUUGAGAAGUUGCAAAGAAUUGAACAAAUGAUUGGUGGCAGGAUGGUAGAGUAUGGGGUUGAUGAGAAUCGGAUGGAUAUCAAUAGGAGCAAGGUGGAAGCUGCGUUUGAAAAGGUGCACAAGCAGAGUAAAAUGGAAAUGGCAGAGAUGGAUGCGCGCACAAAACGAGAUAGUUAAAACAUAUAGUGAUUUAUAACUAACGUUGUUCGGAUCAGAACUGUUUACUCAGCUGUAUUUGUGACUUUUUGUCCUUGACAAAGCGAUUUUCUACGUCAUCUUUAGUGCGAGAGCGUUUGGGCAGCAUGCUAGGUAUGAGGGUCUCAUGGUUUGUUCAAAGUAGGUAAAAAAUUAAAUUUUUG